This is a messenger RNA of Quercus lobata, 2389 nucleotides long. RefSeq names its product phototropin-1-like. Gene Ontology annotation, cellular component: nucleus. Bases 269 to 2374 code for a protein of 701 amino acids. NCBI's taxonomy places the organism in Eukaryota, Viridiplantae, Streptophyta, Magnoliopsida, Fagales, Fagaceae. The transcript is spliced from 13 exons. The record is from RefSeq and is a predicted model, not a curated record.
AUGCACAAUUAACUUAUAUUUAUCUUUUCCACCUGUCUGAUUUGAUUUUGGGCGAAAACAUUAAGUGAGACACGGACACACAAAGCAGCAUUGGCUAGGGAGUAACCGGUCGGUAGAGCCAGCAACUUCCAACGUGGUUCGCUUGACAAGAUCAUUCUCUUCUGGUCCUUCCUGCUUCUUCUUUUGUUCCUUUCCUUAUUUGCCAAUCCAUUUCCAGUCUGUAUAAUAAAGAAACACGAAACGAAAUCACAACAGGUACUUGAGAGAGAUGGAAGAAGAAUCAGAUAAGCCAACGACUCUGAUACCGCCAUUAACAAGAGACUCACGCCGUUCGCUCGAGGUGUUCAAUCCCUCAACCUACUCCACAACCAGGCCAACCAACAACAACCCAUCUGGCUUCAGCUCCCAUCCCACGUGGCAGAACUGGAAAGAGCCACGUGGCAGCAUACCGGAACCACCGGACCACCAGCUCUCCUCCUCCAAGUCUGGCAGAGCCGAAGAAAUCACUUCAUGGAUGGCUCUCAAGGACCCAACUCCACAACCACCGUCACAACCGCCGCAGACCCAGAAAACCUUAUCUGCAUUCAUCGACGAAAACAAUUCGGUAUCGGGCGAACCGGCGGUUACCGAUACGGCGGCGGUACAGAGAGCAGCCGAGUGGGGAUUGGUGCUGAAAACCGAUACGGAGACCGGAAAGCCACAAGGCGUGUCGGUGAGGAGUUCGAGUGAGGAGGCGAAUAAUAAUGAUAAUAAGGUGGGUACUUCGAGAAGAAACUCGAACAACUCGGUGCGUAGCUCGGGCGAGUUAUCGGACGAUCCGAGAGGGAACAAUUUCAUUCCGAGAGUUUCGGAGGACUUAAAAGAUGCACUAUCGGCUUUUCAACAAACUUUCGUUGUAUCGGAUGCGACCAAACCCGAUUAUCCGAUAAUGUACGCGAGUGCCGGGUUCUUCAAGAUGACCGGUUACACUUCCAAAGAGAUCGUAGGAAGGAAUUGCCGGUUUUUACAGGGUGCAGAUACGGACCCAGAGGAUGUAGCUAAGAUAAGGGAAGCGUUGCAGAGAGGGUCAAGUUACUGUGGAAGAUUGCUCAAUUACAAGAAGGAUGGCACUCCCUUUUGGAAUUUACUCACCAUUUCACCCAUCAAGGACGAUACUGGCAAAGUCCUUAAAUUUAUCGGAAUGCAAGUGGAGGUGAGUAAGCAUACAGAAGGGGCCAAGGAUAAGAUGUUGCGUCCCAAUGGAUUGCCCGAGUCAUUGAUUCGAUAUGAUGCUCGUCAGAAAGAAAGAGCUACUAGUUCAGUAACUGAGCUUGUGCAGGCGGUGAAGAGACCUCGUGCACUCAGUGAGUCAGCAAAUCGUCCCAUCUUCCGAAAAUCGGGAGGUGGCAGGGAAGAGGGAGAGGAGAGAGUUGAAGUUAUAGCAAGGAGAAAUUCAGAGAGUUUUGCUCCACCUAGAAGGAACUCACUCGGGGGUGGUCCAAGAAUUUCAAUGCAGCGUAUCAGUGAGUUGCCUGAAAAGAAAGAGAAAAAAUCUGGUCGCCGUUCUUUAAUGGGGAAAAUUAAGAAAAGCCAACCCGACAGUGAUAUCUUUGACUCUGAGUUUGCUGAGCAUGAUGAUUGGAGUGAUGAAGAUGAUGAUGAGAGUCGUGACAGUGUUGAUGACAACACCAGAAAGAAGGAGAUGAGAAAGGGAAUUGAUCUUGCUACUACACUCGAACGUAUAGAGAAAAACUUUGUCAUUACUGAUCCAAGGCUGCCUGAUAAUCCCAUUAUUUUUGCAUCUGAUAGCUUCCUAGAGCUUACAGAAUAUAGUCGUGAAGAAAUCCUGGGAAGAAAUUGCAGGUUUCUGCAAGGACCUGAAACUGAUCCUGCAACUGUGAGGAAAAUUAGAGAGGCCAUAGACAACCAAACAGAAGUCACUGUCCAGCUCAUUAACUACACGAAGACUGGUAAAAAGUUCUGGAACUUGUUUCAUUUGCAACCUAUGCGUGACCAAAAGGGAGAAGUACAAUACUUUAUUGGGGUACAACUAGAUGGUAGUCAGCAUGUUGAGCCACUUGGCAACUGUAUCCCGGAAGACACUGCAAAAGAGAGUGAAAAACUGGUCAUAUCAACUGCAGAAAAUGUUAACGAGGCAGUGAGAGAACUUCCAGAUGCCAAUUUGAAACCAGAAGAUUUAUGGAUUAACCAUUCCAAGGUAGUUCAUCCAAAACCUCAUAGGAAGGGCACCACCUCUUGGAGUGCUAUCCAAAAGAUUCUAGAUAGUGGAGAGCAGAUAGGAUUGAAACAUUUUCAGCCAAUAAAACCCUUGGGAUGUGGUGAUACUGGGAGGUUUGAUCCUCUUUUUCCAUUCUCCCCCUUAGUUUUGCAGUAAUAAUAAUCUUGGUAU